This is a messenger RNA of Amyelois transitella, 4741 nucleotides long. RefSeq lists its product as uncharacterized. The record is from RefSeq and is a predicted model, not a curated record. The transcript is spliced from 5 exons. Bases 1318 to 4122 code for a protein of 934 amino acids. Gene Ontology annotation, biological process: cell population proliferation; DNA damage response; positive regulation of protein phosphorylation. Gene Ontology annotation, cellular component: nucleus. Lineage: Eukaryota; Metazoa; Arthropoda; Insecta; Lepidoptera; Pyralidae.
ACAAGAAGAUUUCCUUGUUUAUUAGCCUUCCCUUAGUCGCCUUUUACGAUGGCCCUAGGAAACAUAUGGAGCUGACCACAUUUAUCGAGUAGAUACAUGAUCUUCUCCCGAACUCACCGAACAAAUAUAAAUCGAAACAGAUUAUUACAUAAAUAUCCUCAAUUUUUUACUAUUUUUGCAGUACGAUAGAAAAUUCAGUUUUCUACUUUUAGAUAGUUUGGGCUGUACGUUGUCUCCGUCAGUCAGUUACUUUGUAACGCAAGAUUUUUUUUAUAUAAGUAAGUAAGUAGUAUUUGAUCAGUUUGCAUAUUGGAAAUACUAAGGCUAAGCCAUUGUGUUACAUAAACACUGAAAAAAGAAUAGAGAAUGUACCUGUGAGGAAUAUACUGCAUUUUAUGAAUAAAUAAUACCGUAAAAUUCCAAGUUCAUUAGUGCUUUCCUUGGUUGACUUUAAAAAUCUGCACGGGUAGAGAAGCAGUUCGAACACAUGUUGUUUUUCUCCGCUACUUAACCAGCAUAGAAGCUUGCACUACAUUAAUGUGCAUAUUCCCUUAGUCACCUAUUACCACAUCCAUAGGAAAGAGAUGGAGUGAUCCUUUUCCAAUUUGCUGGAAAUUUGCCAACCCAUCUGCAAUCUUUGAAUAAAUGAAUUAUUGAAAAAUUGGAAAAGUUUUAUGUUGUUAAUCAUGAGUGCAUCACUAUUGCUUAAUUCCGGUUACAAAUAAUAAAGUUGCAUCUCAAAGUAAUUUUCACAAUGCCCGAAAUGGGUACUGUAAUAUCUUAAAACAGAGUAUGAAAACUUAAAAAAACUAGCAAAAAAUAAUUAGGUAUCACAUUUUCGUAAAACUUAACCGUUCACAUCUACACUGUAAGCUGUAUACGGUACAGCCUUUGGGUACAGCGUAAAAAUAAUUAUUAAGUAAACAAACGUCAUGUGAUUUUAUUGUGUCAUGUGGACUUCCUGUGACCUUGUGACUAACACUGACAUUUCAUUCGCAACUAAUUUCGCUUUUAUUGUUUGUUGUUGUCUCGCGGGCCUCGCUUAUUUUCAUUUGUUUUGAAAUUGUAAAUUAUGUAAGUGUUUCACAGGUUGCUUGAAAUAAACUAAUACCUAUUAAAUUAAUGUGAAACCCUUUUUUCUUUUUUGCACAAAAUUGAAAUAUAUAAAAAUAAAAGUACAUACAUUCACAGGCCGAUAAGCUGAUAAGAAUUAUUACUGAUUCCCACUCAGUCAGGCCUUCAUCUGCCUGUUUUUCUUCGAUAACGUAAUUAUAAGCUCAGUUUUAGUGUACAAAGUAAGAAACUAUAUUCAAAAAGAUGGAUGUUCAGAUUUCAUGUGAAACUCUCAACAAGAUAAAAUUGUUAUUUGAAAAACUAGAGGCACCGGAUUAUGUGAUGAACAACUAUUAUGCUGACGCCUACAUCAAUAAAAUCAAGGAUACGUCUGAUCCCGAAAUUUCCCAACUCUCCACUGCACCAAUAAUGCCUGAGUUGGUGGCUUGUGCAUUGAGUCAUUCAGAGAAUUACCACAUUUCUGUAAAAGUAUUCCUCACUAGGCUUCUUGGUUGUGCCUCCGCAAAAGAACUGCAUUUUAUCAAGAUUUAUGCUCAAAUUGGUGACUACAUCAACAGAUGUUUCAAAAAUAUUCACUCAACAAAUAUGAGUGAGAGUUUAAGGGUAGCAUACUUAGAAGUAGCUCUUUCGCUAGUCAAACAUUGCUCUGGAAUUAUGUGGCUUAUAGAGACGGGAGUAUGGAAAGAUAUUCUGAUGUUAAUAAAUGAGAAAAGAACCAUAUUUGUGGUACGCCAAGUGUACCAGUUUGUUACAAAAUUCCUGUGGGCACUAAAUGACCUUGGUGAUACUGCCAACAUGAAUGUUGCUUUAAACUUAAUUCUAACUCCUAUUCAAGAUAUUGAGCUUCUAAAUCUAAAUGUAAUGAAUGAUGAGAAAGAAACACUUAUAUGUAAGAAGAUACAACCAAUGUGUCAUAUGCUGCUAGCAAUUUUCAGUGAGAAAGAUAGGAUCCGUACCUCCAAUAGACUGAUGAAUUGCCUUAUAUCAGAAUGUUACAUUAUAAUAAAUAUUGGUUUGAUCUUGGGUCUGUUACGUUCAGAUGAAAUCAUACUAAUAUGUACUAGAGUAUUAUUCUGGGCAAAUUUGGCUAAUAUUUUUCAAAAGAAACCUUUGGUUGAAGGAGUCAUGUAUACAAAUGAAGAUUUGCUUCAAUUGAAUGUGUUUUAUUACAACACCUUAAAAUGUUUGACACAGAAACGUAAUGCCAAGUUGAUUAUGGAGUUCUGUGGUGCCUGCAAUGCUAUAUGGAAUGUAACUUGGAAGAAUGAGAUGUCAUUUUUGCGUGACAAUGACAAAAUUGCGGAGAUGCAAAGACAGAUGUUGUUCAUGUGUUUCGGUCCUUUACUUGUUUGGACAGUCGAAGACAAGAGUUUUAUAGAUGUGAUGCAAGACGAAAUAGUUGUUCAAAAUGUGAGACAAAUGAUGAAUAGUGCUCAUAUAGAACAUAUGAUGCGAGCUGUAUACAGCUUCAAAAGCAUUCUGUAUGAGACAAGUAUUAUAAAUGCUGUGAAAUAUUGUGUGAAAUUACUAUCGAGUGUGAAGAUGCAUCUCACAGAUGAAUUUGCUUCGUUCAUGUUUCAAGCAUUAUAUUUUGCUCUAAGAGAGUUUGAUCCAGACAAAAACUGUUCCCAAGGGCAAAGUCGUUUGGAAAACCUCAUUGUAAUGACUCAUAUUCUGGAGAAUAUGUUGUAUGUGGUGAAACACUACAAUAUCACCUGGAACGAGAGUGUGGAAGUGCUGAGUUUGUACAGUAUUGUGUAUGAGCUGCUUAAGAAGCCUGAUUUACCCUAUAAGUUUGUUGUAGUCUCAUUAAAUGUCCUGGCAUUCUCUGUGAAGAAGUUCCUGACACCAAAUCUGUCUUUACUUGUGGAAUCUACUCCUGGUUCAGCGGUCCAUGAAAUUGGAUCUCUUAUCAAUGUAAAGAUGAAUGAUGAGCACUGGGAAGUGAGGGACUCUGCACUGGAGUUGCUGUUUGUCUGUACAGAUAUAUCUUUUAUAAAAUACCCGCCCUUUCAAAAGCAAAUAAUAAAGGAAAACCUGAUCAACGCGGCGGCAGCUAUAGCCGUCAACGAUCAAGAAUAUUACGUGCAGGCAUCAGCUUUGAAGUGCCUCGGAGCCGCUAGCCGGGUACCUUGCAUUUGGGAGCAACUCAAAACGGAGUACCCGAACAUACAGGAAAAACUUGUAUCAAUUCUGCAAAUGAACUCUGAAGGUAUAGUGCGGAAAGGAGCUUGCAAUGUUCUCUGCGAAAUAUACCAACAUGUGAAACUACCCGCAGUUGCUAAAAAUAAGUUAUACGAGUUCAUGGUGUCAUCAGCUCUUAGUGAUUUCCAUUGGGAAGUUCAGAUUAGCGCUUUAAAGUUCUGGAGAAUCGUCAUACAAACUCUUCUUACUGAACAAGGCAUGUUAGAUGGGACUUUCCCUCCGGUCACAUUUUCAAAAGAAUCACGAAAGAUAGUAGCUUUAAACGCAGCCGAAAUCCAAAGAAGGUUGCUAAAGGUUCUGAACGAACUCUCUGCUAUCGGCUGCCUUACAGUUCUCGUGAAAUUGUUACAUGAAGAAAGCGAUACAGAAAUAAUGGAAUUGGCAUUGAAAAUAUCAUUGGAAUUGAUUGAAAUAUUGGAAGAGCACAAGUUAUCAGGAUGUUUGCAGCCUAGUUCUGGAGAACCAUUAAGAGUAGAGGAAAUAUCGUGUCAUAUUGUCAAUGAUGAAGAUAAUAUUAUGGAUACAUAUAUGUCCACAACACAAUUGCCUGAUAACGUUGUCGAUGACAUCUUAAAGUUGGACGAUCUAAGUCUACUUGAAAAUGUAAAUGAACGCUAUACGAAUUUACAAAAUUCAGAAUCACAAGUCAGACCCAAGAUAAGAUUGCUCAAGUCGGCUUCUCCAUAUUUGUUUGUACUUUACGUGAAAAGCAAAGACUUUAAAAGUAUUCUUGAGCAGAAAAAGAAGUGGAAGGAAGGAAUGCGUAGUCUCUCUUCGUUGUUGGACGACAUACUCGGUGUAUACGACAUGAACAAAGAUAUCAAUAUUUUAGACUGUUAUUGAGAUUUUUAUAGUUUGUAAGACAAAGUGACAUAUCAAAAAAAUAUAUAUAUUUUACAAAUAUUAAAUAAAUAUUUUUAUAUUUUAUUGUUGAAGAUAGUUUUUACAAGCUUGUUAAAUUAUAUUAUAAAAAUAUAUUUAGAAUCAAAUGAAUAAUAAAAUUUCAAAGUAAAAAUGAGAUACAAUUUUUAUUUCUCUGGUAAUAGUAAUCAUAAAGCAUUUAUUUAUUGUAUUAUUUUAUUGCUUAUAAAAAUACAUCCUUAUCACAGAAUCUAUUAAAAUUCAAAUACUUAACACGAAAUGUAACAGUACAAAAAUAUUCCAAGGUAGAAUAAUAAGAGAUUGAAAUAUCGCUAUCCCGAAAUUUAAAGGGAAAGUGAUGGACUGACAUUUCUACGAAACAGAUUUUGCUGAAAUUCCAUUAUUUUUUGUUUAACAUUCCCAUGGUCGAGCGCAGACUUGCCACCUUUUUCACGAAUUUUGACAAAACAAGCUACAAAGAUAAACAUAUCUUUCUUUUCACUUUCUUUAACACUUCGUAAAUAAGCCCCCUAGAAGUUUUAGAUACACAAAUAGAUAUAACUGAAUAGUUCUAACGAGGUCACUGACUUCGUAACAACUU